This is a messenger RNA of Porites evermanni, 4076 nucleotides long. The record is from the annotation of a GenBank genome assembly. NCBI's taxonomy places the organism in Eukaryota, Metazoa, Cnidaria, Anthozoa, Scleractinia, Poritidae.
UCGUUCCAACAAAUCGGCUCGCUGCUAAACUAAAAGAACUCCUGCUUUUCGCUCCUUUACUAUGAAGUUCUUAACUGCCUUUCUGGUUGCAGUGGUCGUAGGACCUUUAACCGGUAAAUUGAACCAUCUUUUUAUAGCCGUCUAAAGACUACGAUUAUCUUUAUUAACACCUUAAGGCUGCUGUUAUUCACUCAGUCGACAUAUGAAUUUUACGACUAUUCACGGAUUCUUAGCAAAUCGCUCAAGUCGGUUGCAAAAUCACAAACUAAACUGAAAUUACUCGCAGAAUAUACCCAUAUUCUAAAUUCGCAAGAUUAAAUUACCGUUACUAAAAGAGAGAUUAACAAUCACUAAAAAAGACUUUCUUUGGACAAGAAUUUUGAUUUAAGAGUUGUAAGUGUUUUUAUUAAAAUAUUUUAAAUAUUUUAAACUCUCAGAUGUAACUUAAUUAGUAUAGAGGAAUACCUCUGACUUCAGUCGAUAAAAACGAUAAAAUUAAAAUUAACACCAGGCCGGUAUCACACAUUCAAAGCCGCACUGAUUUUUCCUUAUAUUUGAUCGUUGCCCUUCACUGAAGGUGACAGAAACAUUUUUGUGUGUCCUUCUUUUAUAGUAAUGGGUUUACAGUGUUACAGGUGCGUAAGUAAUAAAUCUAAAGAAGACUGCGCUUCUCAUGCGGUUAAAACCACGUGUCCUAGUGAUCUGGCAAACGCCGUCUGUGCUGAAGGGGACAUAAUGAUUGAAAGUGGAGCGAUAUCUAGCCACAUUUUCCUGAAAGGUAAGUCAUUUGCGUUAUGAAACAAAAGAAUCAAUUUGGCAAAAUUCAGGGACGUUUCGUUUUCUACCAAUUUUCCUUUUUUGAAUAAUGAAAGGUGUAAUGAUCUCGAAACCACCCCGAAAUAUUUUGAUUUUCACAACCACCACUAAUUUCGUUUAAAUGGGACGAGAAAUCGGCAACUUUCUUGUAAGAAGCACCCUAAAAUCUCAUUAACAGCCUAAGACUUUUAUAUAAUGAGAGGCCGCGCACACGAUGCAAGACCUGUCUUUUCAUUCACGGUGGGGCCCAACCACCCCUUAAAAGGGAUCAUUAAGGCUGAAUUUACGUUUCUUUUUCAUCACUUUGUUUGACGCAAAAAAAAUGUCAAAUUAUGACGUCUCACCGGCUGACGUCACGAAAAUGGUUUAAAUGAAUAUUUUAAUUUCAGUAAAGUCAAACUUAUAUCAUCUCAAAGAGAUUUAGAGGGGGAGUACAACACUAAAAACCGUUUCUUCCUACGACACGUAAACUCGAGUUAUGGCCAUGGGACUUCAAAGAUAUUAAUUUAAGUGACCCACUGAAACCGUAAUUUUCCUUUUAAAAAAAACGAUCCGUAUCAUUUUUUUCAAAAUAAGCUGAUUUUCCUGUAACAUAAAUCGCAUUAUUUUAGUUUGUUUUUUUUUUACUUAAAAACGCUAAUUUCAGAAAAACAAAAAAACGCACAUGACAUUUUAUGACGUCACAAAACUUUUUUGGGUUUUUUGGGCGGUAGGGAAUCUCAGUUUUCAAAAUUUCUUUGUUCCUUUAGCUUUUGACAAUAAAGAUGUGUUGUGUUCGUUCUAAAUAGCAAUGGCUACACGAGAAUAUAACGUUUAAAUUUGGAAUUUUCAAAAUGUCAAAUCUCAGCUCCUAUCUGAGACUUUGGGAACAUUUUUCACCUUUCAACUUCCCCUGAAUAGUUCUUUUAAAAAUGUUAUAAAAAAAUUGGGAGAUUUACAAGUUUAAAUCUUAAGAAUGAAUGACGUCAGCAAAUAUGACGUCAUAAUUUGACAUUUUGGUGUCAAAAUAUAUGGUAAUUUGAUUGGCUGAUAUUUCUUAUUUUCAGGCCAGGCGGAUUAAAGUAAGGGUUCAAGCCAACAAAGUGUUUUUUUAUGGAAAUGCUGUUAAUAAACCAUUAUAAAUUAUUAUAAUUAUUAUUAUUAUUAUUAUUAUUAUUAUUAUUAUUAUUAUUAUCAUUAUUAUUAUUAUGGUUACUAUUGUGAAUGAACCAAAUUGCCACGCUUUGAUGAUCCCUUCGUGACGUGAUUUGGCCCCGUCGUUUUUAUAAUAACAACGUCAAGGACAAAAUUUCGGGACUAAAAGGUUUCUUUCCAGAUUUGAGACGUUCUUUCUACAGCAGGGACCGUGGAGCAAGGUGAAAAGUGACAAUUGAAAAUAAUUUUCUCUAAUAAACGACCAACAUACACUGUCAGUUCAGAUUCAAUGCAAGAAAAGAGGCGAUUAGAAUUUUAGUAUAGAAAAUACUACACUGAAGUGAUCUGAAACAUUUCUAUGGCCGUUCACUGUUCAAGUAAUGUAAUUCUUCUUGCCAUCGAAUAUUUCAUUGAUUCGAAAGGAGAAAGACAAAAUAUAAAACUUUUAUCAACUCAAAACAACUACUCACCCUCGUUUGGCUUGAAAAAGCUAGUAAUUUUCUUCAUUUCGUCUGAUAAAACUGAUAAAAAACUCUGCCGGAGCUGGAAGUACAAAACACACUGCCGAACGAAGCGAAGGGGUGGCCAAGGCACCACCGCGGUCAAACGUCUAAAUCAUUAUUUUUGUUUUUUAUUGCUGGGAUUUCAUUUACCAGUUAGAGAAAAAUGGGCAAAGAUGUAUAAAUCAGUUAGUCAACAUAACUAUCUUUCCAUUUUUCUCAAAAUUUUGAGCUUUUUUUGCUGAAAACGCUUCGCGCUAAAAGAGAAUAAUGUUUGAAAAUGGCGCCGAUAAUAACGUCAGCAUCGGUUUUCAAUCACUUAGAACUUUUUUAGUAAACUUUUAAAAAGUUUAGUAAACUAACAGGAUGUUGGUAAUACCCUAAACUUUCGAUAGUGAAAGUAGCAACCUUAACUUUGAAGUAUUUCGCUUAACUUUUGCAAAUUUCACUCGUUUGACCGCUGUGAAGGCCAAGGCAUGGCGUUUGAUCAAGGGGCAAGUCGGCCCCAGGGCUUGACCCCAGGGCACAACUACCGCGAAAAGUACAGGAAACCCACAAAAUGCCUGGCGUUUGAAAUUAAAGAAAAUACAGAGAAUAUAGCGGAAUAUAGACGGAAAAAAACUUGUUUCAAGUCUCUUUUUUUAUUUUAAUUAUUUUUCUUUUUAGCACAAAAAGUGGGGGCGGGGGCGCAAAAAAGUGGUGGGGCCGCGGCCCUACCAGCCCCUCCCCCUCCGCGGUCCCUGUACAGUGUAACUAUACCCCCGGCGGAGUUUGCUUGUGAUCUUUCCUUAAUGAUUUACGAUAUCUAUUCAUUUAAUUUUGAUUAAUUGAUUGUGCUCAAUCCAAAGCCUGUGCUGAUCCAAUGAAACAGCCGACCAUCUGUAACCAAGAGGGAGUUAAAUGCAACAUUGAAUACUGUGACGGUGAUUUAUGCAAUGGCGCAGAUGAUGGAGAAGGAGAAGAAGGUGUGUUAGAAUAAAGAGUUUCUCGUUUAAUUCUCGGAAAAUCUCGCUGAUCCACCAGGUUUGAAAUUUAAAAAAACUCAAAACAAUUUUCAAGAUGUAAACGCCGUUAUACUUAAUCAGCAUCUUUUCAGUGUCACUUUUCCUUGCCCUGGGGAGUUUCUUUCUGUAUUGGACAAACAUAAAGGUUUUUAACGGACUAAUAUUAUACUGGUACACACCAAUCUCAGAAGGUUCAGCUCAGUAGCCUAGCUUAACCUUACUAUCAGCAUCCCGAUGAAGUUAUUUAUUAAAAUAUUUUUGCCUUGAAUACAACACUAGAUUUAUUCGCUUUAUAUAACAAAGCUAGGACGUGAUAUCAUUGUUAAUGGAGUCAUCGUCUUAUGUAGGUGGUUCAGCAGAGAUCUUCUCUUGUAAUCAAUGCCUUAGCGACACCUCAAUUGACGAUUGCAUUAAGAACCAAAAGGAAGCAGUCUGCCCAGAUGGCGUUGAUCGAUGCGCCAUGUUGGAAUAUCAUUCCCCAUCAUUUGGGACCACCAUCGCCAAAGGCUGUAUCCCCGAGGACAGUUGUCGGCGUCAGUGCGAGGGCCUACUUCCACCAGGAUCGUCUUCCAGUGACGUUCACUGCAAAUUAUCAUGUUGUGAGACUUCAAUGUGCAAUUAA